AUGGAGGACAAUCGAAAGAGAAACAUGGAGCGUCGGCGCGAAACAUCCCGAUAUGCCGCACGUGACCGCCGCUGCAAAGAAGGAGAAAUUUUCGACGAGUUGAAACAAGUGGUGCCAAUUGUUGAAGAGGGUACAGUAACCCAUCUCGAUCGUAUAGCCCUUUUACGCGUCGCCGCCACAAUUUGUCGACUGAGAAAGACAGCCGGUAAUGUACUGGAAAACGAGUUGGAUACCGAGUUCAACAAUGAGGUGUGGAAUGAGGAAACGAUAGCGGAAUGUUUGGACGGAUUCGUGAUGAUUGUAGACAGUGAUUCGUCAAUUCUUUAUGUGACAGAGAGUGUUGCAUUGUAUUUGGGAUUGACACAGACGGAUCUCACUGGCCGAGCACUCCGCGACUUCCUCCAUCCAGCCGACUAUGAUGAAUUCGACAAGCAGACCAAACUCAUCCACAAACCAAAAGACGAGGAGUACGAUGCCACUGGAAUCAACAUGGUACUUCGUAUGAAAACAGUCAUCAGUCCACGUGGCAGAUGUCUCAACCUGAAGAGUGCUCUGUACAAGUCAGUGUCUUUCCUAGUGCAUUCGAAAGUCUCUACUGGAGGACACGUUUCGUUUAUGCAAGGUAUCACUAUUCCUGCUGGACAGGGAACUACCAAUGCCAAUGCGUCUGCUAUGACCAAGUACACCGAAUCUCCAAUGGGUGCCUUCACCACUCGUCACACAUGCGACAUGCGUAUCACAUUCGUGUCCGACAAGUUCAACUACAUUCUGAAAAGUGAGCUGAAGACAUUAAUGGGCACAUCAUUCUACGACUUGGUCCACCCUGCUGAUAUGACAAUUGUUGGAAAGUCGAUGAAAGAACUUUUCACCAAAGGACAUAUCCGGACACCAUACUACCGGCUGAUUGCUGCAAACGAUACACUUGCUUGGAUUCAGACAGAAGCCACGACAAUCACUCAUACCACCAAAGGACAGAAAGGACAGUAUGUCAUUUGUGUUCACUAUGUGCUUGGAAUCCAAGGAGCCGAGGAGUCACUUGUGGUUUGCACGGAUGCCAUGCCAGCCGGUAUGCAAGUGGAUAUUAAGAAGGAGAUUGAUGACACCAGAGACUACAUUGGAAGACAGCCUGAAAUCAUUGAAUGCGUUGAUUUCACACCGCUUAUUGAGCCAGAAGAUCCGUUUGACUUGAUUGAGCCUGCGGCGGUCAUGGUGCGACAACGAGAACCGGAACAACAGGAACCAGUUGUCAGCAAACCUGCCGAUAUGGGUAUCUACUCGGUAACGGAUGAGUACGAGCAGCGAGUAUACGGCCGAGUGACGACUUCAGAAGACUUGCCACAAGAUGACGUUGACAUGGACUCAGAUACCGAAUCCAUUGAGGACGCUGGCCUUGCGCCAGAGUUCGACGUGGAUUUGGCACCGUUCUACGACAAUAAUAUGGAGAUUGACGGGGAUGAGGUGUACGGAGGAGAGCACUCUGCUCAUUACCAACCAAUUCCUUAUUUCUUUAUUCCAGGAACCCGUAAGGACAGCUACGAUGACGUUUUACAAUGGCUUUUUCGCGACCAGCCAAGCUCUCCGCCACCGACACGCUACCGAUCGGCGGAUCGCUUCCGACCAUCCCCCGAAACGUCGAAUUUCGACACCGCUAUGGCCUCGCCGCAAUUCAUGGAUUCGUCAUCUCGUGCCUCCAGACCGAAGACCUCAUACGGACGAAGAGCCCAGAGCCAAGGAAGCCGAACGACAACCAGCAACUCCAGCGGGUCGGCUAAUGCCACGCAACCGCACAGUGCCAACUACUCACCACUCGCCGAAGGCAUCUCACAGUGUGGACUUAACAGUCCCCCGAGUCUCAAAUCUAGCCAAAUCAUGUACGGAGACUCUCGACCUAUGGUCGGCCGCUGCGGUCCGUCCGAUUCGUCACGACGCUUUUCCGCCAUUCCAGUAUCAGAUACUCUCGAUGUGCCGUCCGCUGGCCUCUCCGGAUGCCACGACGAAGUCGUCACCGAUGUGUUCGCCACUAUGCCUUUUACCGAUUCUCUCAUUACCCAGGAGCAAUGCGAGGACGGUAACGGGCUCAACAAUUCGUCGCCAACAUUAGCCAAUGGGUGUGAACCUAUUAUAUGCGACAACCUCGAGUGGGAAGAGCCGGAUUUGUCGUGUUUGGCACCAUUUGUGGACUCUGGCGAUAUGCUUCAAAUCGGGGAUGGUUACUCACCAGAAUUCCAAGCACUAUAUGACCUACCCGACUUCACACCGGCGGUCCCAUCCGCUCCAGCUGCUAGGCCUGUUCAUAUUGACAGAAGCCCACCAGCAAAGCGAAUGGCACCGUCCGAAAUGGACUUUAUGUACACUAAUAAUCAAUAUCAACCAGCAUUCCAAGAAGCCCAAUAUUGGCAGCCAACACGCGACAAUUCCCACCAACAAGGCAACUAUCCGUCUUAUUAA
Messenger RNA from Caenorhabditis remanei, 2448 nucleotides. RefSeq lists its product as uncharacterized. Gene Ontology annotation, molecular function: RNA polymerase II transcription regulatory region sequence-specific DNA binding; DNA-binding transcription factor activity, RNA polymerase II-specific; protein dimerization activity. Lineage: Eukaryota; Metazoa; Nematoda; Chromadorea; Rhabditida; Rhabditidae. Gene Ontology annotation, biological process: cellular response to hypoxia; regulation of transcription by RNA polymerase II. The record is from RefSeq and is a predicted model, not a curated record. The transcript has 9 exons. The coding region runs from base 1 to 2448 and encodes 815 amino acids.